Messenger RNA from Rosa rugosa (rugosa rose), 3262 nucleotides. Its product is annotated as probable leucine-rich repeat receptor-like serine/threonine-protein kinase At3g14840. Gene Ontology annotation, biological process: protein phosphorylation. Bases 37 to 3120 code for a protein of 1027 amino acids. The transcript has 24 exons. Gene Ontology annotation, molecular function: ATP binding; protein binding; protein kinase activity. Lineage: Eukaryota; Viridiplantae; Streptophyta; Magnoliopsida; Rosales; Rosaceae. The record is from RefSeq and is a predicted model, not a curated record.
CUACCAAUAAUUAUAAGCUGAAGGAACUAAAAUAAGAUGCAAAAGAAGAAAAUGGCAUUUAGCGUUUUUCCAAAAAGCAUCAUGACUAUGGUCAUAAUGGUUCUCUGCUUCAUCUGCAUAAACUCAGUCAGAUCAGUUGAAGCACAAUCCCCACGCCUUCCUGUUCAAGAAGUGGAAGCAAUGAGAGAAAUUGCUUCACAAUUGGGAAAAAAAGACUGGAACUUCGACGUAGACCCAUGCCUCAACGACACCAGCUGGGCUACCCCAAUAUCUGAUCGUUACUCGCUAUACACCAACAUUGUCUCUUGCAACUGUUCCUACGUCCCUGAUGGUGUAUGCCACGUCACCAGUAUUGUUCUUACAGGGCAAGAUCUUGCUGGUGUACUUCCACCAUCUAUUGCAAAGUUACCCUGCCUUACACAAGUUUCUUUCACGAGGAACUACCUCAGUGGUAACAUACCGCUUGAAUGGGCUUCUACAAAGUUGCAAAACCUGUCCCUUACUGUGAACAACUUAUCAGGAACAAUCCCUGCAUACUUGGGGAACAUUACUACUCUAAAACUACUGUUCCUAGACAGUAACCAAUUUUAUGGAACUGUUCCUCCUGAGCUUGGGAAGCUGGUUAACUUGGAGCUUCUCCUACUCGGUCAAAACAAUCUCUCAGGAGAGUUGCCAUUGGAUCUCUCUAAUCUAAAUAAAUUAAAAGUACUUAAGAUUGGCAGUAACAACUUCAAUGGAACAAUACCUGAUUUCUUUGAAAGUUGGAGUCAGCUUCAGAGUUUAGAGAUCCAAGCUAGCGGUCUCCAAGGGCCCAUUCCGCCUAGCAUUUAUUCCUUGAAUAAAUUAGAAAUAUUAAGGAUCAGUGACUUGAGUGGAUACAGUUCAUCAUUUCCAAACUUGAGAAAUAUGACACUUAUGCGCGUUUUAAUGCUAAGGAGCUGUAAUCUAGUUGGACCUAUCCCUGAUUACAUAUCGAAACUGACAGCAUUACGUAUAUUAGAUCUCAGCUUCAACAGAUUGGAAGGAAGUAUUCCUGACUUUGGAAUAGGCAUAUUGGACAACUUGUGUCUGACACAUAACGCCCUCACUGGGUCUAUUCCAGAGUUAUCUGCACCUCUUCCAGAUUGGGUCAAGAGAAAUCGCAAUAACAGUAACUACUACAUGGAUAUUUCUUACAAUGAAUUUCCUGAGAGCUCUGAGUUACCUUGUACAGAAAACCUGAACUUGUUCAAAAGCUUUUCUGCACAAGACAUCUCAUUAUCUGGAGGGUGCCUGAAGAGAUAUCCAUGUCGAGAAGAUCGGCUUUCUUUGCAUAUAAACUGUGGUGGAAGAAACACCACAGUUGGAGGAAUCAACUUUGAAGGUGAUCAAGACCGAGGAGGUCCAUCAGCGUUCGUUCCUGCUGGAGCUAACUGGGGAUUUAGCAACACUGGACAUUUCUGGGAUACUGAAUUCGGUGAAGACUACAUAGCAGAUAAUACAUCUAUACUCCGAAUGAGCAACUCUGAGUUGUACACAAAUGCACGCCUCUCUCCUCUUUCUCUUACGUAUUAUGCACGCUGCUUGGCAAAUGGAAGUUAUACUGUGAGACUUCACUUUUCAGAGAUAAUAAUUAGAGGAAAUAGAUCUUUCCACAGUCUUGGAAUACGGAUAUUUGAUGUUUAUAUUCAGGAGAAACUGAUGUUGAAUGAUUUUAACAUUGAAGUGGAAGCACAAGGGGUUGAUAAAGCAGUCAUAAAGGAAUUUAAAGCAGUUGAGGUGAAGGAUAAAACCUUAGAGAUCAGAUUUCAUUGGUCUGGCAAAGGGACAACAGCUUCCCCGAGAAGAGGAGUAUAUGGUCCUCUUAUAUCAGCUAUCUCUAUAGAGUUUGAGUCCACUCAUUCUGGUCUCCGAAAAGAGUCCACUCCUCGUGAUAGCAAAAAGAAGGUAUUUACAGUGGCUGGAGCUUCAGUUUUGUGUCUUGUUUUCUUGAUUUCAGGCAUUCUUUGGUGGAAUGGAUGUCUGGAUAGCAAGACAUCCAGGGAAAAAGCUUUGAGAAGACUGGAUUUGCAAACUGGCUUUUUCACCUUCAAGCAAAUUAGAGCUGCCACUAACAGCUUUGAUCCUGUAAACAAAAUUGGGGAGGGUGGUUUUGGCUCUGUCUACAAGGGUAUAUUAUUGGAUGGUACUAUAAUUGCGGUCAAGCAACUAUCUUCAAAAUCAAAGCAAGGAAAUCGUGAAUUCGUGAACGAAAUAGGCAUGAUUUCUGGUUUGCAACAUCCAAAUCUUGUUAGAUUGUAUGGAUGUUGUAUUGAAGCAAAUGAAUUACUGUUGGUGUAUGAAUAUAUGGAAAACAAUAGUCUUGCAGGCGCUUUAUUUGGCCCAGAGGAAAGUCCACUCAAAUUGGACUGGCCUACAAGGCAGAAAAUAUGCCUGGGCAUAGCAAAAGGUCUGGCUUUUCUGCAUGAGGAGUCAGCGUUGAAGGUUGUACAUAGAGACAUCAAAACUACAAAUGUAUUACUGGACAAAGAUCUUAAUGCUAAGAUCUCAGACUUUGGUCUGGCAAAGCUCGAUGAAGAAGAGAACACCCACAUUAGCACAAGAGUUGCUGGAACUAUAGGAUACAUGGCGCCAGAAUACGCACUAUGGGGUUAUUUAACCUUCAAAGCAGAUGUCUUUAGUUUUGGUAUUGUUGCAUUGGAAAUAGUUGCUGGAAAGAACAACAUGAAAUUUCGACCAAAUGUGGAUUUUGUAGGCCUUGUGGAUUGGGCUCUUGUUUUACAACAAAAAGAGAGUUUAGUGGAGCUUGUGGAUCCAAGGUUAGGGUCAGAUUUCAGUAACGAAGAGGCAGUUAGAAUGGUUAAAGUAGCUCUGCUAUGCAUCAAUCCGGUAGCUGCACUUAGGCCUACCAUGUCUGCAGUCGUGAGUAUGCUUGAAGGGCGAACCCCUGUCGAUGAAUUGAUUAUGGAUCCAAAUAUAUAUAGUGAAGAAAUGAGGUUAACAGCCUUGAGAAAUCCAUUUGAGCAGAUUGCACAAGAGAGAGCAGGUGGAAGUCAAAGCUUGAUACAUUCGUCCGAUACAUCAUGGAAUGAUUCUUCUGCUCCUACUAUAUCUUCAGAUCUCUAUAUAAUCAAUCAUUAGUUAUUAGGAAAAGUAGGCAAACCCCCAUGGAACAAAUAUUGUACACUUCCCCCACCAAGAGUAGACAAAAUCAAAAGUCAUCCAAGUGUCUCCACCCAUUAUCAUGGAUUUUGAAUAUAAUCUUCGAUCAGUUUUAACAUCA